Messenger RNA from Mugil cephalus (flathead mullet), 1657 nucleotides. RefSeq names its product BCL2 associated athanogene 1 (gene bag1). NCBI's taxonomy places the organism in Eukaryota, Metazoa, Chordata, Actinopteri, Mugiliformes, Mugilidae. Gene Ontology annotation, biological process: protein stabilization. The coding region runs from base 103 to 729 and encodes 208 amino acids. The record is from RefSeq and is a predicted model, not a curated record. The transcript is spliced from 7 exons. Gene Ontology annotation, cellular component: cytosol; cytoplasm; membrane. Gene Ontology annotation, molecular function: adenyl-nucleotide exchange factor activity; protein-folding chaperone binding.
CCCGGAAGUAGUUAGCAACCAGCAACAGUUGGUUAGCGGUGCAUUUCAUGUUGUGGUAUAUAUACAGUCAAUGGUGGUGAUUUAAAGACGCUGAAAAGCAAAAUGUCAGACCAAACGCUAACCGUGACAGUCGCAUAUGGAUCAACUAAGCACAGCAUCACACUGACAGGCCAGGAUGAUAAUGGUAAAGGACUGACUGUUAAAGACCUGUCAGAGGCUCUCAUGCAAGCCACUGGGGUCCCAUCUGCCUCACAGAAACUCAUCUUCAAGGGGAAAUCACUGAAGGACAUGGAGGAGAGCCUAUCUAGCUAUGGAGUAAAAGAAGGCUGCAAACUCAUGAUGAUUGGAAAGCGGAACAGUCCAGAGGAAGAGGCUGAACUGAGGAAGCUGAAAGACAUCGAGAAAUCUGUGGAGCAGACGGCUAAAAAGCUGGAGAAGGUAGACGGAGAGCUGACUGGACUAAAAAAUGGCUUCCUGGCCAAAGACCUCCAGGCAGAGGCGCUGGGUAAACUAGACCACAGAGUGAAAAUAGCUGCAGAGCAGUUCAUGAAGAUACUGGAGCAGAUAGAUGCUCUGACUGUCCCAGAAAAUUUUAAUGACUGCAGGAUGAAGAAAAAGGGACUUGUAAAGACGGUGCAAGAUUUCCUUGCCCAGUGCGAUAAGAUUGAGGCUUGCAUCUCAGACCACCUUUCGAAGAUCCAGUCGAAAAACCUCGCCCUGGCAGACUAGCUGAGCCUCCUGUGUUAUACAUUGCUCUGUGAGCAAUGGCAGAGUGUACAGAAAGCUUCCAGUGUGAAGCAGAUCCUGGUUUAUUUAUUGUUGGUGUGAUGUGUGCGAGAGAAUCUUCGACGUAAAGGAUUCAGCGAAAAAGACGGAUGCCGGUUAUCAGCGCAGACGCUGGGUACAUCACAGACACAUUGUCUGGUUUGAAGAGAGAAAUGAAGCGCUGUCUGAGUCGUUGUAACCACAGACACUCCAUGAAGCGGUGGGAGGUGCUUUCAUUUGUGUUAAAGUAUGUGGAUCCUUUGAAAAAAACAUCCCAACAUAGUAGUACUGCUAAUAUCAAAUGUCUGUGUCUACUCCCCCUUUUUAUCGCAUUUUAGCGUGUUCACCAUAUGGACGUUACACUUAUCGAGAUUUUGAUCAAACUGUUGUAACUUUGCUCCACUUUGGCCACAGGCAUGUUAGCAAUAAUGUGUCCUGUUCAUUUAAUCCUAAAAACUGUCAUGUGGAGAUGAAGUCAGGCCCAUGCACACCAAACUGGGAACAUUUCUUUAAUGAUGUCACUGUGCACACGUGUUGUUGAAACAGGAAUUAAGACAACAAGUCAAAAUAAUCAAAUUUGAUUGUAAACAAAGUGUCUAAUGUCAGGUUUUCUUCAUAUCCGAUCUUCAACUAAAUAUGGUUUGAGAAUCAACAAUGAUAUACUGUAUGUCACAAACUAAAAGAUAAGUUGAUAAAAUAAAUACAGCCCUAUUUCAUACCAAUAAAAUAACCCAAGAAACAAUGCUCUCCACAUACUUUUCAUUAUAUAGCACAUGGAUUCUGCAUGAAGAUUCAUCAACAAACCACAAUUGUCACAUCUAGCGUUUGAUGAUGUAUCUGUAGAACAUCCCGUCCAUAUUCCUUUGUUUUAAAAUAAACAUUUAAGACUUAA